Linum tenue is the source of this 462-nucleotide messenger RNA. NCBI's taxonomy places the organism in Eukaryota, Viridiplantae, Streptophyta, Magnoliopsida, Malpighiales, Linaceae. The record is from the annotation of a GenBank genome assembly.
AUGUAUAGGUAUAGCUACAUAGAUGCAGACGUGCGCGCUUUAGGGCAACAUAUAUCUAUGUCAGCUCACAAAGCGCGAAGGGUGAUUGAUCAGAUUCGCGGGCGUUCCUACGAGGAAACACUUAUGAUACUCGAGCUCAUGCCUUAUCGAGCAUGUUUUCCCAUUUUGAAAGUACUUUAUUCUGCCGCAGCAAAUGGUAAUCACAAUAAGGAUUUUAAGAAAGACGAUUUAGUUAUUACUAAAGCCGAAGUCAAUGAGGGUAGUACUGUAAAAAAACUAAAAGCUCGGGCUCGAGGACGGAGUUAUGCGAUAAAAAGGCCAAGUUGUCAUAUACGUAUUGAAUUGACAGACAAAUCUUUCUAUGAAAAAUAUAACAGGGGCGAGUUAGAAAACUAUUAUAAUCUUAUUGUAAUGAAGAAAAAACAGAAAAAAAAAUUUAUGCUUAAUAAAGCGGGUGGGUAA